GAUAUCUCCAAAGUGUCCAAUACUUCGACUGUUUGCAUUUUGCAAAUAUGGACAAAUCGCAAAAGGUUUCGUGUUGAAUUACUUUAGGGCAAACAUAAUUUUAUUACUGAGCUGGACUAGACGGAAGUAGUUAGAUAAUUGAAUGAUUUAAUUAUAAAAUGUGUAAAUGGACGCAUUUAGUUGUGGUUUUUCUGUGCUGUUCACAAGUAUGUUUCGCUAUACGGGAGUACAGCAAAAAAGAUGUUGUGAAGCUACGCGAGGAAGUGCGUGAAAUGUUCCAACAUGCGUACGACAGUUACCUGCGAUUCGCGUAUCCUUAUGACGAAUUACGACCGCUGAGCUGCGAUGGUGUAGACACAUGGGGUAGUUACUCCCUUACGCUUAUUGACGCGCUGGACACUUUGGCCAUUAUGGGCAAUGCUACUGAGUUUAGGAGAGUGGUUGAUAUAGUCCUGAAGAGACAAACUUUUGAUACCGAUGUCAAUGUGUCGGUUUUCGAAACCAAUAUUAGAAUAAUUGGGGGAUUGUUGAGUGCACAUCUUUUAUCUCAUAAGAUGGGUGUAAUAUUAGAACCAGGUUGGCCUUGUAACGGUCCACUUCUUCGUCUGGCUGAAGAUGUGGCUCAAAGACUGAUAACAGCAUUUGAUACUACAACUGGAAUGCCAUAUGGCACUAUCAACUUGAGGUUUGGAAUACCUCCUGGAGAAACUAGCGUGACUUGUACUGCAGGAGUUGGCACUUUCAUAAUUGAGUUUGGCACUUUGAGUAGACUUACUGGAGAUCCCAUAUACGAAGAGGUAGCAUACAAUGCACUAAAAGCUCUGUACCACCACAGAUCACCCAUAGGUCUCCUGGGCAACCACAUUGAUGUGAUGACUGGCCGCUGGACUGCACAAGAUGCUGGUAUUGGGGGAGGGGUGGACUCUUACUAUGAAUAUCUAGUCAAAGGAGCCAUUCUAUUGGAGAAACCUGAGUUAAUGUCCAUGUUCAAAGAGGCACGACAAGUAAUCGACAAAUAUUUAAAAAAGGACGAUUGGUUCGUGUGGGCGACUAUGUUACGAGGACAUGUCACUUUGCCUGUCUUUCAGUCUUUGGAGUCAUAUUACCCUGGGCUACUUACUCUUAUUGGGGAAAGCGACACGGCGAUGCGUAUAAUUCACAACUACCAUAGCGUAUGGAAGCAAUACGGAUUUACGCCAGAAGUAUAUAACCUGGGCACAGGCGAGGCGUCAUCGGCGCGUGAGAGCUAUCCUCUAAGACCAGAGCUCAUUGAAUCCAUCAUGUAUUUAUACAGGGAGACCAGAGACCCGAUAUUAUUGCAGAUGGGGGAAGAUAUUUUGAGAAGUAUUCAACACAGUGCAAGGACUAGUUGCGGUUACGCUACGAUUAAAGAUGUUCGCGAUCACCGCAAGGAAGAUCGAAUGGAAUCAUUCUUCCUAGCUGAAACGACAAAGUAUUUGUACCUUCUUUUUGAUCCUGAUAAUUUCAUCCACAACCCUGGUGUUCACGGCUCGAUUAUCAACACACCUAACGGAGAAUGCGUAGUAGAUGUCGGAGGUUACAUUUUUAAUACCGAGGCGCAUCCUAUUGACCCUUCUAUGCUGCACUGUUGUCACGAAGCCAGAAAUGGAAUUAACAUCAGUGAAAUCCAUAGGAUGUACCAGAUUCUGGAGGAAGAAGACAACGUCAAAAUUAUGACUAUGAUUGGCGCUUCAUCCAACACUAGUGUAGUCAAAGAUACUGAGCCAAAUACUAACAGUAGCAAGGAAACAAAAGCCACUAACGCCAGUAGGCAUUCAAAACAAGAAGCUGAAAUUAAGUUUGAUCAAAAUCAAGUCUUGAUUAAGACAGAAACAAAGGCAGGAUAUGUGAAUUUACAAGGCAAAGAGAGAGACCAAGUUGAAUACGACAACGCCUUAAAGGACAUGUUGAAGGAGCAAAUAAAAUUCUAUUAUAACGCUACUGAAGCUAAAAUGCAAUUUGCUGAAGAAAUGGAAAAUGCAGGUCGCUCUGAGAAAGAAGAGCCUUCUCGAUCUCAGGCAAAAGUCGAAGUAGACGAUAUAAUAGUACCACAGAAACCACAGGAAAUGGAAAAAUUAGAACCACCAAGCACUAGGAAAGCAAAGGCGACAUUAAAUUUAUUAUUGCCAAAAGUAAUACAGGAUUUCCUAAACAAUGACUGGAAGUUGAAACCAAAAUGUGAACCACAGCACUUGUUAGAAAGGAUACGCAAAGAGAAAAAGUAUCCUGAUCAUCCUGACACCCACAAAUACGAGCUGCUCUUGACACCGUCGCAAUCGUUCCUACAGAGAAUAUCACUUGCAGGAGAAUUUCUAAGUAAAAAUCAAUUAGAAAUGUAAUCAAAGUGUUUAUAAUAUUUAUUGCUCUACUCCAUAUGAAUUCAAUUCAUAGAAAUAGACAAUUUUUUGCUAUGAAAUUAUUGUGAUUUUCUUAGCUUGUAGGAAGAACUUUUGAUCUUUAAUCAUUAAAUAU
Molecule: messenger RNA, 2493 nt
Organism: Hyposmocoma kahamanoa
Lineage: Eukaryota; Metazoa; Arthropoda; Insecta; Lepidoptera; Cosmopterigidae
Gene: Edem1
Product: ER degradation-enhancing alpha-mannosidase-like protein 2
Exons: 8
Coding region: 159-2360 (733 amino acids)
Biological process (GO): mannose trimming involved in glycoprotein ERAD pathway; endoplasmic reticulum mannose trimming; carbohydrate metabolic process
Cellular component (GO): membrane; endoplasmic reticulum
Molecular function (GO): mannosyl-oligosaccharide 1,2-alpha-mannosidase activity; calcium ion binding
Source: RefSeq, a predicted model, not a curated record